GCUUCGUUUGUUUGUGUUGUUCAGUGUUGUUGUUGGACUUCUCACUUUUUCUUUUGUUUUUGUUUGCUGACGAACUUAUCUUUUAAGUUAGGCUUGCUUUGUUUUCUGUAAAUUGCUAUUAAAGGUUGUACAUGUAGAUUUGAACAGUAAGUAAGCAGAUAUGGCUUUCCCGCGAAAAUAUUUGUUAAAAGAUCUACUUCAUCAACCAACACCCAUCGAAGUGUGGCUCCAAGGAACUAUAGAACAGACCGUUGGGAAGGAUAUCUUGAUUAUCUCGGACUGUUCCGGCAUCAGGGCGAAAAUAACUAAGUGCGAAACGGCCGAUGGAGUUAUCGACAAAAAUUCACUGCAGAAAGGCACAUAUUGCUGUAUCAUAGGAACAGCUAUCAAAACUAAGGGUUUGCCUGAAAUUCAAGCAAACAAGUUCAUAGAUUUAAGCAUGAAGCCUCAAAUGAAAAAUUCUUGGGAAAAUGAAGUUAAAGAAGCAAAUUUAGUUCUACAAGGAAAAGUUGUACCUGCUGUUUAAAAUAAGUCACUGGUUUUCUUGAGUAAUUGUGAAGUUACUUACUUAUUAUAAUGUUGUUAAAAAUUAAACUUGUCAUCUUCCUUUGUAUUGUAAUUAAUCUACAACAGAAUUAAUCCAGAAAAGAGAUUCCAUUAGUUAAACAUAUUGAAAAUGAAACAUAGGUUUCUUAAAGAAAACAACAUUUGUAAAUUUUUAAUUUUAUUGAGAAAUAUUUCUGGAUUUGAUAUUGUAUUGCUUUGUGAAUAUGAAUCGAAAUAAACCUCAUACAUCUGACCUAGCCUAGAUGCACUGGAAAUAACAAUACA
This is a messenger RNA of Ostrinia furnacalis (Asian corn borer), 831 nucleotides long. RefSeq lists its product as uncharacterized. The record is from RefSeq and is a predicted model, not a curated record. Gene Ontology annotation, cellular component: nuclear speck; cytosol. NCBI's taxonomy places the organism in Eukaryota, Metazoa, Arthropoda, Insecta, Lepidoptera, Crambidae. The transcript is spliced from 2 exons. Gene Ontology annotation, biological process: negative regulation of double-strand break repair via homologous recombination; DNA repair; maintenance of rDNA. Bases 161 to 526 code for a protein of 121 amino acids.